AUGGUUCGACGAGAUAGAGAAAAAACUGUUGUUUGGUGUGCAAACGGGAACGAACCAGUUCAAGCUGGAGCCACAGUGGUGCUCGCCGACGACGGGCAGCUCUCGCUCAAGGAUCAAGAAGGCCAAGAGGUAUGGAAUGCCGAAGUCAACGUUACCGUUACAUAUGCCGCCAUGCUUGAUAACGGCAACUUCAUAUUGGCAAGCGGCGACGGUUCGGUCCGAUGGCAAAGCUUCGACCACCCCUCGGAUACCAUCUUGCCCUCCCAAGUAUUGGCUGUAGGCAAGGAGCUCCGGUCCCGUCUGAUGGACACCGAUUACUCCUCCGGACGGUUCAAGCUCAGCGUUCGAAGUGACGGAAAUCUAACGUUUUACCCGCUCAAUAUCAUGACCGGCUUUGAAUAUGAUCCUUACUGGGCUACCAACACUACUGGAAAUGGAUCACGGCUUGUCUUCAACGAGUCCACCGGAACCAUCUAUUUGGCUCUAAAUAAUACCAACGUCGAUCUCUUGCCAGAGAGAAUAUACUCAAUGAAAAAUUUCUAUCAGAGGGCAACACUCGAUUUCGAUGGGGUCUUCAGGCGUUAUAUCUACCCAAAGAAUGUGAAGAGUGGUGCCGGCUGGACUACGGUGGGUUUCCAACCUCCAGACAUCUGCCGAAAUCUCACCUCCAAGACCGGCAGUGGGGCAUGCGGGUUCAAUAGCUACUGUACAUCCGGUGGUGGGAAUCAGAGUGUGGAUUGUGUCUGCCCACCCGACUAUUCUUUCCUGGAUCCAAAUAGGAAGUACAAAGGGUGUACUCCAAAUUUUGCACCCCAGAACUGCAACGGGAGGUUCACGUUGACGGAGAUGAUCAAUGUCGAUUGGCCUUUAUCCGCCUACGAGCACUUGGCUCCCAUAGAUGAGGACAGAUGUAGAAGAGAAUGCUUGGGCGAUUGCAACUGUGCAGUAGCCAUUUACCAGUAUGAAGGUGGUAAUUGUUGGAAGAAAAGGCUCCCUCUCUCUAAUGGUAAGAGAGGCGACUACGUGGACCGAAGGGCUUUCGUCAAAGUACCCAAAGGUAAGUUUUUCCCGUGCAUUCCUGCUGAAUUUUCCUCCCAGGCCUCCAAUUAUUGA
Elaeis guineensis (African oil palm) is the source of this 1113-nucleotide messenger RNA. The record is from RefSeq and is a predicted model, not a curated record. Lineage: Eukaryota; Viridiplantae; Streptophyta; Magnoliopsida; Arecales; Arecaceae.